Molecule: messenger RNA, 1651 nt
Organism: Galendromus occidentalis (western predatory mite)
Lineage: Eukaryota; Metazoa; Arthropoda; Arachnida; Mesostigmata; Phytoseiidae
Product: ATP-dependent RNA helicase DDX25
Exons: 2
Coding region: 131-1408 (425 amino acids)
Cellular component (GO): cytosol
Molecular function (GO): ATP binding; RNA helicase activity; nucleic acid binding
Source: RefSeq, a predicted model, not a curated record
CGCUGCUGGAAGCAUCGAGGUGGCGGUUUCCGUGGGAAAGACAACAAGAGGCCGGCAAAAUACCGUUAGGAAAUCGUGUGUGCUGUAUCUCGUGUUCGUGUGAUUUGAAAGUUAGUUUUCCUCGGAGCUCAUGGAUCCUCUGCGGGAUCUCAGGACCGCUCUGCAGUCGGGAGAGUACGAGGUCGAACGUUCGGGAGAUGCUCGCUCCUCUGUUCAAACAGUGACGAAUUUCGCUGAUUUGGGGAUAAAUGACGAUCUCUAUCGAGCGAUUUGUAAGAUGGGCUUCCGAAAUCCGUCCCGGAUCCAAGAGACCGCGCUACCGAUCCUGAUGGAGAACCCGCCGACGAACAUGAUGGCUCAGUCUCAAUCUGGCACGGGGAAAACCGCAGCUUUCCUGCUGGCAGCCUUGACCAGGGUCAAGGCAGAGAAUCAAUGGCCCCAAGUUCUCAUCAUAUUGCCGACCUUGGAACUCGCGGAGCAAAUCGCAACUCAGUGCCGACAGAUGCUACAGUUCACAUCAGGAAUAGAAGUGCGCCACGCUGUAAGGGGAGAGGUUCUCCCUCGACGUUUGACGCUCCGCGAACAAGUUGUCAUCGGAACCCCGGGGAAACUGGCCGAUUGGGCACUCCGACGAGAGCAUUUCGACAUAAAAAAGAUUCGCGUUUUUGUUCUCGACGAAGCCGAUGUCAUGAUGUCGGAAAAAGGUCAUUACGUCGCCUGUAUCAACAUACACCGCCGGUUGGAUGCAGACAACUGUCAGAUGCUCCUGUUUUCCGCCACGUUCGAUGCAGCCGUCAUAACUCUGGCGGACGCCAUUAUAAAGGAACCAUUUGUGAAGAUCACCUUACGCACGGAGGAGCUUGCGUUGGGCAACAUUUCUCAUUACUAUAUGCACACGAGGAGCGAGAAAGAAAAGUUGGAAGCCAUCAGUACACUCUACCAGCUACACAAUAUCGGUCAGGCCAUAAUAUUUUGCAGAACAAGGGCUUCUGCAUUCCGCAUCGCCGGGCUGAUGCGGGAGCUCGGCCAAAAGGUCGCGAGUCUACACGGGGAACUCGAACCAUCAGAGAGACUCGCCAUCAUCGAAGGUUUCCGCAGAGGGAACCAGAAGGUCCUCACCACGACGAACGUCUGUGCGCGUGGGAUAGAUAUCUUGUCUGUAACGCUGGUGAUCAAUUAUGAUCUCCCGCUCUCUUCGGAUGGACAAGCGGACAUCGAAAUAUACUACCAUCGCGUCGGCCGUACAGGGAGAUUCGGUCGACACGGGACAGCGGUGGACUUCAUAAACCCCACUAACCUAAUGGAAGUUGCCGCGUUGAAACAAAUCGAGAGAGAGCUACGAAUCGAAGCUCGAUUCAUCGAUCAUGAAUCCUUCGAGUCGGUCACCUCGAUGGAGCCGUCGCAUUGAGGCGAGUUAUUUCUCCCUGAGCCUGUCGUUUGAGCCAAAACCAUCCUCAAUCGAAUCAUGGGAGCCCAGGAAGGUCUGGGCGAUACGGUCCCCGACGUGUUCCGGGUGGACGGUCCGCCACGCGAGUUUCAUUUUUCUCUGGUCAUGGGAAAUCUUCUAUAAGCGGAGCACGCUGGGUCUCGCUCCAUUCUAUCGCGUAGCGCGCCGACUUCAUCUACUAUAUACGAUAAAUAAAGCAUGGUU